GAGAAAGAGAGAGAGAGAAAGAGAGAGAGAGAUACACAGAUUGAAAAAAUAAACAAGCGUUGCCAAACUGAGAGAAGCCCAAAGUGAACGUAGAGUACGCUGGGAUUCCUUUGAACUUGUAAAGUGCGUGACAGACUGGUCAGACUACCUGGUUAGCUAUAACGGAUUCUGAAAUUGAAGGGAACUGUUGUGUGCCUACUGUCUCUUGUUACUUUUAAAUACGUGCAUUUAGAUCGUUUGCAAAGAGCUAAGACUGAGUUUCUGCUUGUUUCAGUGAGAGAGCUUUGGCUCGUUCCGUGGUUUUUGUGUUUUUGGAAAGCGCCUCUUCUGGACUACGCCGGGGGGUGCCGCGCGGUGCCGUCGCCAUGGCAACAGCGGCGCUGGAAGUGAUGGGCUUCUUCCUGGGGCUUUCGGGCAUGAUCGGCACGCUGGUGGCCACCGUGCUGCCUUACUGGGAGAUCUCCUCCCACAUCGGACCCAGCAUCGUCACAGCGGUGGACAACAUGAAGGGCCUUUGGAUGGAGUGCGUCUUCCAGAGCACGGGAGCUUUCCAGUGCGAGACCUACAACACCAUCCUGGGCCUGAAUCCGGACCUCCAGGCCGCCCGAGCCCUGAUGGUCAUCUCCGCCAUCUUCUCCGUCCUGGCGUGCGCCGUCUCGACCGUCGGGAUGCAGUGCACCGUGUGCCUGGACGGGUCGGCGGCAAAGGGCAGGGUGGCCGGGUUCGGAGGGGGUCUCUUCCUGACGGCGGGGCUUCUCUCCCUGAUCCCCGUCUCCUGGAGAACUCACGAAGUGGUCCAGACCUUCUAUCAGCCCUUCGUCCCCGACAGCAUGAAGUUCGAGAUCGGGGCCUGCCUUUACGUGGGAUUGGCGGCGUCGCUCAUGUCCAUGCUGGGCGGGGGGUUACUCUGCGUGUCCUGCUGCGACGAGCUGGAUGGCAUUAGGGGCAGGGGGGGGCGACACAGCGGAGGGUACCCUUACCACGAACGGAUGGGCAUGGCCAGCAUGUCUCGGGCGGGCGCCGUGCCUUACCGCGCCGGCACCGUGUCAGGCGCGGCCUACGCCAACGCCAACGCCAACACCAACGUGACUGCCAAGAACCAGACCCUUACCAGUCAAACCAGCACCAGUAACCAUUCCAGCAUACCUGCUCAGGGCUCCAGAAGGUCAGCUCACCCCAACACGGAUUACGAUGUGACGGGAUACGUCUGAGAAUCUCUGCCUGCCUCAGACUUCGUUUUAAGGGCAGAUGUAGUAGUGGGAGAUGGACUGAAAGGAGUUGAACUUGUGUUCUGUGUUCUGGGCCAUUUCCCAUGAUCCAAAAAAAAAAAAGAAAAAGAAAAAGAAAAAAGAAAAGGAAAAAGAAAGAAAGAGAAAAAAUCAAUGAGGCGUAUUUUAGCUACAGAGGAACUCGAAAUAAACAGCAAGGUGCAUCUGCACAGGAAACAAAUCGAUAACUCUCCAUACGGCCGUUCGACUGUGCAAACAUUAUGCAAAGCUAACGACUCACCGUGACCUGCCUUGUUCCGCAGAAACACUCACUCGAAAGACUUGGUCAUCUUUAGAACAACAUGACUUACACACACA
Messenger RNA from Chanos chanos (milkfish), 1586 nucleotides. It is a transcript of the gene cldn2, whose product is annotated as claudin 2. The transcript has 2 exons. Gene Ontology annotation, cellular component: membrane; bicellular tight junction. Lineage: Eukaryota; Metazoa; Chordata; Actinopteri; Gonorynchiformes; Chanidae. The record is from RefSeq and is a predicted model, not a curated record. Bases 366 to 1211 code for a protein of 281 amino acids. Gene Ontology annotation, molecular function: structural molecule activity.